AUGAAGAUCACUCGCUCUCUGCUUGACCUCGCGGUCCUCAGCCUGGCAUCGACCGUCUGCGCGGCGCCAGCUACCCCGUCCUCCGAUGCCCUCGGAACCCCCGAUAUCAUGCCCCAUUUCCAGAUCGACCUCACCGCGGUGCCCUCGCAGCUCUCCGCGCGCGACACCGACGUAACCGUCGACCACUCCCUGGAGACCCACAACUUCUUCGGCAGCGAGGAGUGGGCCGUCGCCAUCCGGCCCGGCGUGGGCCCCGUCUGGAUCCACGAGUCGCGCUGGAGCACGCUCCUGGACGGAAUGCCCGCGUCCAGCGAUGUCGAAAGCGAAGCCGGCAAUGCAAAUGCCACCUCCAUCGAGGCCCGCCAGUAUUGGGGCGGCUACGGCUACGGCUACGGCUCGUACUACCCCUACUACGGCUACGGCCACGGCUACGGCUACUAUGCGAAGCGCGAUGCGGAGAAACGUUGGACGUGCCCUGCGCAGUGGACCGAGAGCAGCGGCUGCAACAGCGUGCCGGGCUUGAACAACGAGGCGACCAUGUUUCCCUUCAACCCCCAGUCGAACCCGAAGUACGCGCCCAAGAUGAAUGUGUAUUAUGAUACUGGCUGUGGUUCGUUCAUGACCUCGGUCAUUGGGAGUGCCUCGUGCUUGAUUGCCCCGAACCAGAUCCAUGGCAUCCGCACGUUCAAUCAGCUGCUAUAG
Messenger RNA from Aspergillus clavatus NRRL 1, 702 nucleotides. RefSeq lists its product as uncharacterized. The record is from RefSeq and is a predicted model, not a curated record. The transcript is spliced from 2 exons. NCBI's taxonomy places the organism in Eukaryota, Fungi, Ascomycota, Eurotiomycetes, Eurotiales, Aspergillaceae. The coding region runs from base 1 to 702 and encodes 233 amino acids.